Cyclopterus lumpus (lumpfish) is the source of this 1518-nucleotide messenger RNA. RefSeq lists its product as uncharacterized. The coding region runs from base 48 to 1079 and encodes 343 amino acids. The transcript has 6 exons. Gene Ontology annotation, biological process: response to bacterium. NCBI's taxonomy places the organism in Eukaryota, Metazoa, Chordata, Actinopteri, Perciformes, Cyclopteridae. The record is from RefSeq and is a predicted model, not a curated record.
UUGACUGCAAACCCAUCCGCUGUGCAGGAGAAGGGUUUUCUAGCACAAUGAUUGGAAGACUGGCCGCUCUGAUUCUUCUUGGUACAGUGUAUCUGAUUCAAACUGCAGAGGUUCCUCAACAGGUCUCUUUGACUUUGGUUGAACUUGGUGGAAAUGUUACGUUGUGGUGUCCAGUUUUCAGAGAAGGAUACUUUUACUGGUACAAGCAGACUUUGGGACAUAUGAUCCAAACAGUUGCUAGAGUAACUUUCACUGGACAGAAACUUAGUCUGCAAUUGAACAACACACGUUUCAAAGUCACAGGAGGGAAGACUCGGUAUUCUCUUACCAUCAGAAAUAUAACCAAAGAGGACGAAGCAACAUAUUUCUGUUUCAUUGGAACAGCGUAUGGACAAAGUUUUGUCAACGUCACCUUCUUGGCUGUUAAAGAUCGUAAGCAGCAGAGAUCUUUCUACGUGAAACAAAGUCCGCUCACUGAGUCGGUCCAGCCGGGCGACUCGGUGACUCUCCAGUGUUCACUUGUCUCCAGGAACAAAGAAGACAGAGUCCAGUGUCCAGGUGAACACAGUGUGCACUGGUUCAGAUCUGGAUCAGGAGAAUCUCAUCCAGGCUUCCUUCACACUCACAGUGAUGCUCAAGAAGAAAGAAGUUGUGACUUCAGUCUGUCCAAAACUAUACACAACUCCUCUGAUACUGGGACCUACUACUGUGCUGUGGCCACAUGUGGAGAGAUCCUGUUUGGUGAAGGAACCCAAGUGGACACAAAAACCGGGUUGGGGUCCUUAAGUGACAAUAUAUUUCUGCUCCUGCUGUGUGCUGUCUUGGCUAUAAGUGUGAACGUCGCAGCUUUCCUCAUUUACGCCAUCAAGAAAAACAAGUGUGAUUAUUGCAAUAAUGAAGCUGCUGUUUUGCUUCUAGAAAGUGUUGCAAAAAGGAAGUUAAAGAGAAAUGAAGACGCGUGGAUGUAUUCUACUGUCGUCUUCAAUGUGAUGAAAUCUGCCGGUGGUGGAACGAGGGACGCCAAAGCAGCGGAGAGAGAGAGGAUCUACGCCGCAGUCAAGGCUUUUGGGUUGGAUUAGCAUGUUGAGGGGACUGUUUGAGGUCAACAGGUGAAAUGUGGCAGCUGAUGGUCCUGCUUUAACGUUUUGGUCUUAUGCUUACGUGUACAUUUAGUUGACGGUAAUAAGAAUAUAUGGUCGAAGGCCUGUCACACUGAUACUUUACUGUCACACCAACUUCCUGUCUUUGUCUUCUGGGUUAUUUUGUCGUCUUUACCGUGGUUAAACAUUUCUAAAAUUGGAGUUCUACAAAAAAUGUUAUUUAGUUAUAACUAUGAUGUGGGUUGAAUGUAAUGUGUAGGGUUUCAUUGUUUUCAUCGUUGCUGGUUAAUAAAAUGCUACUGCAGUCAUAAUGACAUUAACAAGAAUGUAAAAAGUGAAAUCUGUGGCGUUGUCGUGCAGCUAUUUCUGGCUACAAAAAGAGACCACGAAUUAGGAAGCAUUUAUAUUUUGUUUGUGU